UCUCCUCACACAAUUGUCAAUUCUGCAACCCCCCCCCCCAAAAAAAAAAACUCAAUUUCUCAUCUCUGAUCUAACAAUGGCAGGAAUCAUCCACAAAAUUGAAGAGAAACUCCACAUCGGAGGUGGCCAUAAGGAAGAAGAACACAAAAAAGAGGAACACAAGGGAGAAGGACACAAGAAGGAUGAGCAUAAGGAAGGAUUUGUUGAGAAGAUAAAAGAUAAGAUCCAUGGAGAAGAAAGUGGAGAGAAUCACAAGGAUGGAAAAGAGAAGAAGAAGAAGAAGAAAGACAAAAAGGAGAAGAAACAUGACGGACAUGAUAGUAGCAGCAGCAGCGACAGUGAUUAGAUCUGAUCGGAUUAAUUUACUAUCUAUCUUGUGUUUAACUGCUUUCUAUUUGAUUUGUGAAUGUACUCUGUUUAUGAAUGCGAUGAUAUUAUAAUAAGGAAAAGGUACUUUGUCAUUUAGAAUUGAUAUAUUUCUUGUUAUUAAAGUGGCUCAUAUAUACCUUAUUUGUAAACAAAUGGUUCACAUAUACCUUUUUCUCAUAUGAGUAAA
Molecule: messenger RNA, 556 nt
Organism: Solanum lycopersicum (tomato)
Lineage: Eukaryota; Viridiplantae; Streptophyta; Magnoliopsida; Solanales; Solanaceae
Source: RefSeq, a predicted model, not a curated record